CGAGCGCGGAGCGGAUAGUGACCGGCGGAGCCGGUGCCGGGCCGAGGACAGUAGAGGUGCCGUGGUGGUAGGAUGGAACAGGGCGGCCGCCGCCGGGCUUUCGGCAGCAUCUGCCCCAACACGGUCCAGGGUCCACCCGCCCGCCUCGCCAAAAAGACAGCCCGGCCCGGGGCGAGGGCUGUAGGGACAGUCCCGGCCUCCCUGAGCUCCCAAGCGCCCCCGCACCCCCCUCGCCGCAGCGCUGUCCCGUCGGCCCCCACCGCGCCCUCCCUCGCACUCGCUACUAUCGACUGGCAGGAUUUGGCAGCCUGUGCCCCCAACCUUCCCACCACCCCAGCCAGCCCCGUGACCCUGCAGCAGGGUCUCUGCUUCCAGGAUGGAACAGAGUUUAAUUUCCAGGAGUUCAGAGAUGCUGUCAAUGAUUUUAUAUCUGAUGGACUGCCUCCAUCACCACUGGACUGUACUGAAUUUGAUUUUUCACUCAGUGAGGAGGUGGCCUUUGGCCCCCACACCCCCCAGAUGGAGAGCAGCAUGCUGUCACAGGUGUCACUUCAGCACCUGCCUUCCUCUGAGUCAUGCUGGAGGGACCUGGCAGGCCAACACCAGAAAGCACUGGGAGAUGCCCUGGUGGUGAACAGCCAGCUGCAGAAGACCCUCAUACAGAGGCAAGAAGAGCUGGUGACCCUGCGGGAGAACAACAUGCAGCUGAAGGAACUGGCCAGCCAGGCCAGGCAGCUGGCUGCUGUCCUUGAUACCCUGAUGCUCCCGCAGUGUGCUGAAAGGGCUGUCCUUCCUCCUCCUCUUCAUUCUCCACCUCAUUCUCCUGCCACCACCCCGGCCAGAACCUGGGGCAGGCACGGGCUACCGGAGCCGCAGGAGGAGGCGGCGGGCGUGGAUGCCAUGCUGCGGGAGGUGUCGGAGAAGUGCCGCGCUGCUCUUAGAAGCCUGGGGGCCAGCCCUGGGCCCGGCCUUGGAGGAAGCCCGGGGAGCAGCCCCACGGCCAAGCGCCCGCGGCCGGCCCCAAGCCUGCACGGCGCCUUUCGCGGGCUGCGCACUAUCCGCACCGCUCCGCGCCCCGGCGGUGAGGGGCUGGAGGGGCCCGGCAGCCUGCGGGCGGCGCUGGGGGAGGCGGGUAGCAUCCGCACCCUGGCCUUCCCGCAGGGCAGUGCCUUUACAGUCCGCACUGCCGCUGGCGGGUACCGCUUCCGCUGGGUGCCGCGCUGAGGCCCCACCGUCCCUAUCACGCGUGUCCCGGGCGCGGCGGAGAGGGGCGGUCCGCAGCGGGAAGCCGGCAGCUCAACCGCGCCCACCGGCACCCUCCGUUUUUUUGUCGUCGCAAGCGGGUACUGGCGUUCUUCGCCGCGGCUGAAGGCUGGAGCGGAAAAGGAAGAAGCGCGGCAGCGGCGACUGCGGCGUGGGCUGCGAGCCUCCUGCAUCGCCGCUGUGUAGUCGCCAGGCUUUACACAGGGCUACCGCGGUUUUCGAGACAGUGACUCGCCGCCAGUAGCUUGUUAAUGCCUGUAGAGAUUAAAUUAAAUUCUUCCCGAUUUUAUGUGGACAUUUUACUCAUCUGAGCAGAAGAACGUGACGUCCAGGACAGUGACCGCGGCUGGCCGGUGCGAAAGCGGCCGGACCAUCCCAAGUGGUUUAAACAAGAUGCACCUGCCCCGUGAUGGAACUUCGCAUCCACAGCGUUCACAAACUGUGCUUGUGUCGUUCACCUGUGCCACUGUAGGGGUACAUUUGCAGGCAGUGUGAUGAAUAAAUAAUGCUUAAAAUUGCCA
Molecule: messenger RNA, 1784 nt
Organism: Pogoniulus pusillus (Red-fronted tinkerbird)
Lineage: Eukaryota; Metazoa; Chordata; Aves; Piciformes; Lybiidae
Gene: MCIDAS
Product: multiciliate differentiation and DNA synthesis associated cell cycle protein
Exons: 6
Coding region: 73-1224 (383 amino acids)
Biological process (GO): negative regulation of DNA replication; negative regulation of cell cycle
Cellular component (GO): nucleus
Source: RefSeq, a predicted model, not a curated record